GAUACGUAAAGAACGAAUGGAGGAAGGUGGAGUGAAUGACGAAGAUGACAAUAGUGGCCUGUUUGCACCACCUCCUGAUAACAAUGAAGAUGACUCAGCUCAGAAAAAUGCCACAAAUGAGGCAUGGAAGACAAUUUCUCAUCCUAUCACAAUCGCAACCAAUUCGCUGGAACUGCCUUGGCGGAUAGUGAAAGUAGGAGAGAAUGCGUUCGAUACACUUUCUGGUGCAGCAAAAGCAGGCUUAUGGCAUUAUCCCAAUACACCUAUGCAAGCUGCUCGAUGUGCUACUUUUGAGGAUUUACGUUCUCGUGGAUACUAUAUGGCAAAAGGUUUACGAUUUGGAGGUGAUUUGAAUGUUUAUCCAGGUGAUCUUUUACGUUAUCAUUCACACUUUACUGCAACUAUUCAAUGUAAGCCUGAGCAAGACAUUCCGGCACAGGAAUUGGUAUCUGCUGGAAGAUUAGGGACUGCGGUCAAAAAAGCACAUUUGCUGUGCACUGUCACCUUGAAUGCUCCCGAUCAAGAUGAGAGUCAAAUUCGACAAGCUCGUUUGGAGGGAAAGGAUGAUCUUGCCAGCGUCAAUUCUUGGGGAUCGGUUGACUACUUCAGCUUGACAUGGGCAGGAUUCGGUACGUGAGAAUGUAUCAUAUUAUAAUCAAUCUGUAAUCUUAUUGCAUUGGUGCAAUUAUCAUCUUGAGCAUAAGCUGAGUUGCUCCGUUCCAUUCCGAAUCCCACCAUAAAUUGUACGUUGAGUCUGACAGAAACUACACCACUGAUUAAGGACUGCCUUCUUGCUGCGUAUUCCAACAUUUCUUGUAUUAUGUCAUCUUGUAUAAGUCUGAUCCAUGAAUGCCUGUAUAGCAAAGCCUCUGACUUAUCGUCUUUUCUGGUCACAUUUGAAUAAUAAUAAAGCAUAAGCCAGCUUCAAGUUACUUGAUGCGUGCCCACAGUCACACUCACGAGCAUCUGAGAAGUUGAUUUAUAAAGGUAGAUUUAACAUUAUUGCUGCCCAGAGGGUUGGUCAAAAAAGACCACGAAAAAUAUGAUCAAUCACACCCGCUUGAGAAGAAUGCGAUGGUGAUGUGAGAGGAAGUUGUUUG
Meira miltonrushii is the source of this 1100-nucleotide messenger RNA. RefSeq names its product tRNA-intron endonuclease catalytic domain-like protein. Gene Ontology annotation, molecular function: tRNA-intron lyase activity; nucleic acid binding. The coding region runs from base 17 to 637 and encodes 206 amino acids. Gene Ontology annotation, biological process: tRNA splicing, via endonucleolytic cleavage and ligation; tRNA-type intron splice site recognition and cleavage. The record is from RefSeq and is a predicted model, not a curated record. NCBI's taxonomy places the organism in Eukaryota, Fungi, Basidiomycota, Exobasidiomycetes, Exobasidiales, Brachybasidiaceae. The transcript has a single exon.